This is a messenger RNA of Hevea brasiliensis (rubber tree), 3203 nucleotides long. RefSeq lists its product as uncharacterized. The coding region runs from base 972 to 3065 and encodes 697 amino acids. The record is from RefSeq and is a predicted model, not a curated record. The transcript has 6 exons. NCBI's taxonomy places the organism in Eukaryota, Viridiplantae, Streptophyta, Magnoliopsida, Malpighiales, Euphorbiaceae.
UAAAAUUUUUAACAAAAAUUUUAUUGUAAAUUAAUACUUAAUAACCUAUAUUUUCCCUACCCAUAGCUCUAACAUGUAUAACAGACGUAUCCAAAGCUAGCGGAAAGAGAAACAGAGCCGCAAGCCUCAACUUGAAUACAGACACGCACACCCAGAGGAAGAGAGAGAGAGAGAGAGAGAGAGGCCUCCAGCCUGUGGUUUUAUAUGCUAGUUGUGGUCUAUUGAAAAAAAAGGUGGAUACUAAAAAUUCAGCCACGCAGAAAAUUCUGGUUAAGCGAUGACUCUCGAUUGCUCUCUGCCCUCUGCUUUCCAUUUGGUAGGCCUACAAAUAUAUUGAGUCAGACGGAUAAUAAUUCACUACACUUUCAUUGAGAGAGAGAGAAAUAUAUGGAAACGCUAGGAACCGCUAAAGAGAAGGGAAGGGAAUCUAAAGAGAACGAAGAAGAAGAAGAUUUAAGAACAAUUGAGAUUUCGAUUUCUGCUGCUGCUGCUGCUGCUUUUUUUUUUUUAUUGAACUUUUAAUUGACCUUCAAGCAGUUUGUUUUCUCUGGGCUUGAUCGGUCGUUGGAUUUUAGGCUGUCCGGUGCGGCCAUGGUUUUUAUUCUUUGGUUUUAUAUACGCGCAGGCUUCGCCGGGUGAUGCAUCGUUUUCUUCCAGUUCUGUUUGGAUAUCUGGUUUGCUGUAGUUUAUCUGUACAAUCUGAUGGAAGAACUGUGGUUAAAAUGAAGUUGCAUUUGAUUGGUGGAUUUUAGCAGCCUCUGCCAGUAAAGAUUCCAAUUUUAACAUUCUUCAUCCACUUAAAUUGGAGGACUUGAAUCCAACUGAUUCAUUACAAACAUGAUGGUGGAUUCUGGUGUUUUUGAUUGAUUGGGAUUUAGGAGAAAUUAAGUAACAGAGAGCAUAAGAGUAGAUAAGGUACCAUACAGAGGAUCCUCUUUACUCUUUGAAGGAUAAUAUACUCAACUCUAGGAAUGGGCUUACCUCAAGUGUCCUCUGGUAGCAUUGCUGAGGAAGUGGCAGCAUCUCUGAGCACAUUGGUGCCACCCCCACCCCGGAUUGUUGGUGUAAGCAGCUGUGAUUUGAGUGGGAUGCAAGGAGCAAAUCUUGGCAAUAGAAUGCAUAUGGAUUUUCAAUGCUCUUCUUCUGGAGAUGUCCAAAAGAAAACCAUCGUGGAUCAUAAGAAUGGGUGGUUAACUAAUAAAAGUGUACAGAAUGUUCAGACACCUAUUGCUAGGAUUGUGGGUUUUGAAUCAAGGGGUUUGAAUUCUCCUGUUAAUUUAUUUAAUGAAAACCAGUCUUUUUCUACUGCAGUUAAUAGCACUGAUGAUAGAAUUGAAUCCAAUGGAUCGCUAGUCAGGAAGCGGUUGUUGUCUCCUUUGAGUGGAAUGCUUCUCCCAGAUCAGUUUAAUGGUGAUUCCUUAGACAUUGGUGACAGCACUUGCAUGAGUAAUUUCUGGAGUGGCAAAGAUAAUUAUAAAGUUUGUGCAUCACAAGAGCAUAAGAAACCUCAUAUUGGCAGCCCUAAUUAUUUUGAUUCCCCAAACUGGUGUACAUCUUAUCAAUCGGAGUGGAAGAAUUCACAGAAUGAUAGUUAUGGGGCAAACUCCAUUUUCUUCAUUGAUGGUCCUGUGCUUGAGAACAAAGAGCUGACUUCUCACAAUCAAUUUGUUUCACCAUUUGGACUUAAUUAUUCUGAAGAAGCAACAAAGGUAAGGUCCCAAACUGGGGCGAUUGCAAUACCUGUAAAAAAGGCAGUAUCAUCCCCCUUGUCAUUGUCUCCUCUUGGUCCAAAACUUCCUGAAAGAAUAAAUUCUGCAGGAUUGUUCAGCAAUGUCUCGAAAAAGUUAAAUGAUGAAUACUUGACCUUCAAGGACAUAGAACAGUCACUUGAUGGAACUUUCCCUGACAUUUUAUCUUCCCAGAAGCAUGAGGACUCUAGGAUGCUACAUGAAUCAUUGCAGGAUUUUGAUAAUUUGCAUAAAAAUUUUGAUGUUCUUACUCCAGAGAUUACUAGUGGUGUGGCACAAUCAUGGAGUGAGGAUUCAAAUCUUACUUCUCCAUUUGUCCAAUUGAGUAGAACUCUUAGUGGAUUGCCUGUUAGAAGGUCAUUGGUUGGUUCAUUUGAGGAGUCCCUGUUAUCUGGUCGGUUAUUAUCUGGUAAAGCUAGUCAGAGAAUUGAUGGCUUCCUUGCUGUUCUUAAUGUCACUGGAGGGAAUUUCUCGCCACAAUCACGAAAACUUCCAUUUGCAGUAACUAGUGUAGAUGGAGAUAACUACUUGCUGUACUAUUCAUCAAUAGAUCUAGCAGCAGGGAAUUUGCCAUCAAAAAAAUGCAGUGGCACAAAAAUGAGAAGGAGCCUGAGCAUUAAUGAUUCACAAGCAGAACAAAGCAGGAUGCGCAUCCCUGUGAAAGGGCGGAUACAAUUGGUUCUUAGUAAUCCAGAAAAGACACCUAUUCACACUUUCUUUUGCAACUAUGAUUUAAGUGACAUGCCAGCUGGUACCAAGACAUUUCUGCGCCAAAAGAUCACCUUAUACUCGUCUGGAAUGAAUGGGAGGAACAGAGAUUCUGCCAUAAAAAGUGAUGUCAAACAAUCUUCAAUCCCAGACAGUAGUCAUUCUUUACCUAAUGGGAGGGAGACUUCCCAUUUAAAUGGACUUGAUGCCGAACAUACAAUAAGGUCUGCCAACCACAGUAGUAAAUGUAUAAAUACUGGUGUGGAGGCGAAUAGCCGUCCAAAUUCAAUCAGUGUAUUUGUAAGCAAAUCUGCACAUAGCCCUUCUAAGGCUAAUGAAAACACUACUGGAGCUGGUGUCCUGCGUUAUGCUCUUCAUCUCCGGUUUUUGUGCCCUUUCCCCAAGAAAGCCCCAAGGUCAGUCCGGAGGUGCAAAUCUGAUCCUUUAUCAGCACCAACAGGAAACAGGAUGGAAAUGAAAGGGGAUCGCCGCUUCUACUUGUAUAGCAAUAUGAAGGUGGUGUUCCCACAACGCCAUUCAGAUGCUGAUGAGGGCAAGCUACAUGUAGAAUAUGAUUAUCCAUCGGAUCCCAAGUACUUCGACGUCUAAAAACCCCGGUAGCUUAUCCUCUCAGAAGUUGGUUAUACAACUCUUGUAUAUAUGUGUUAUAUAAUUUACUUUCAUCCUCCCAUUUAUUUGUAAAUAAUUUUAACUUUUUUUUCAAAUAAAUCAGAUUUAAUUUUAUAA